GGGCGUUGCCUUUGAACAAUGAUUGACAGGUCAUUGGUGAACUCCCUCAGAUCGGCUUCGUUUUUGGCGGACAUGCGAUUUUCUUUUCUUCUUAAGUAUAGUUGGCCUUUUUGUUCACGUUUUUGUUCAGAUAAAGCAAACGAGAGAGGGGUAAAGGUUUCUGCAGCUGCUGUUAUCUGGGUUUAGGUCUGCAGGGGCUUCACCAUGAUGCAGGAGAAGAAUGAUGGGAUAAACAACAACACGAACCUUCUACGUCAACAUAACAAACCUGCAUUGUCAUGGGAAUUGAAGGUCAAGAAAAAAGUGAGAACAAUACCCAGCUUUCUGGGUAACUUCAGGCCAGUUGUGGGGCAGUGCUGUCACCAGUGCAUGCCGGACAGUUUGAGGAAGAAUCUUGGACAGAAGUCUUACCUCGGCUUCGACAACCUGCUGGACGUCAAUGAGAGAAAAACCAGGUAUCGAGGCUGGCUGGUGCGGAGGUUGUGCUGUGCCCUGUAUGUGAGUGGGUUGAAGGUUUUUGGGAGUUCCACUGGCGACAGGCUGCAGAGGAUCUGCCAGAGCAGCAGGGUGAAGGAGGCGGUAAAAGCAGAAGCACCUGAGGGGGAAAUCUGCCAGGAGAGGCCUGGUUGUCUCUCCCCCUUCCUUCCUCUUGUUAACACCUGCAUUUCCUCUGCCCUCCUAAGAUUCGCGGGCUGGGCGAUGCUGAAGAUGUUUGCUUCGGUGUUUGGCAGUAUUCAGGUUAACCUCAACCAUCUGUCAGCUUUGCACAGAGCUUCACGAGAGGGCUCUCCGCUGGUUUAUGUGUAUUUGCGUCAGAGCAUGGUGGACUGUGCUCUCAUCCCUCUCGUGCUCUUCUGUCACAACCUGAGAGUACCAUACACUAUCUGUCCUCUCCACGUUAACAGCCCCUUCCUGAGAUCAGUUCUGAAUAAAUUAGGAGUUGUCCUCCUGCCAUCCUCUGUGUCAACUGAGCUGGAUGCUGAAAUGGAGACAUUAUACUCACCUGUCAUGACUUCUCUGAUAGGUGAGCUGCUCCAUGAGGGUCAGGCGUUAAGUGUUGGCGUGUCUGCCCUGUCUGGCCACGGGGGCCAGUGGCUUCUUCGCAUAAGGCAACUCAUCAAAGAGGGAUCUGUCCCCGAUGUCAGUCUGGUCCCGGUGGGCAUCUCUUAUGACUCUGUGACCAAAACCAACAUGCAGGGAUCCUCACAGGUCUGCUUAAGAUCUGUUCUGCAGUGGCUCUGGGACCUUCUCUGGAAGCAACCUGAAGGAAGUGUGAGGGUUCAUCUGGGUCAACCUUUCUCUCUGAAGGAGAUGUGUGAGCCAGGAAGGUGCAGGAUAGAUAAAUGGCUCCCUCUACAGAACCUGUUGCUGCCUGUCAUCCUGAACAGCAGGGUUGAAGAUGUGUAUGGGACGCGGCAGAUGCCGUGGAUUCUGUCUUCAUUUGAACACACAUCUGAACUAAGUCCUUCUGAAAAAGACUUGUGCGUUGCCAUCAUCCUCCACCUCAUGUUCUCUGCAGCUUCCUGCAAGGCUGUGAUGUCCACCAGUGUAGUGGCCAGUCUUUUGCUUCACAGAUACCGCAAGGGCGUGAGUGCUUCUGCCUUGUGUCGUGAUGUGGCUUGGCUCACUGAGGAACUCUUGUUCCGAAACAGAGAUGUUGGCUAUGGGGGAAGUUUGGUGGAAGUCGUCCACUAUUCUCUCUCACUGUUGUCUCCUCACAUUGUCAUCGCUGCUGUACCAUCCAGAGACGACCCUCUGAUCAUGUCUCAUCCAUCUGCUGCUUCUGUGCUUCAUCUCUCCCUCCUGGCCCAGACAGUGACACAUGCCUUUACACUAGAAUGUGUUGGAGCAUGUGCGGUAUCGGCCAUGCUGCGCGAGGUGGUUUUCAGUGGCGUCAGCAGCAGGGUGAGGACUGAAGGCGUGGAAGGAGAAGAGGUCAAAGAUGACAUGGAGUUUGAUGUGGUGCUCUGCCAGACCGAGCUGACGGAGAGAGCCUUGCAGCUUUGCCAUCUCCUGCCUCCGGGCUCCAUGCCACCCUGCCAGUCGUCUCAAAGUUUCGCUCUGGAUGCCAUCGACAGCCUGGUCCGUUGUGGUGUCUUGAUCACAGAAGAAAAUCCUGAAGCUGCUCCAGUCUGUGAUUUCUGGAAGAAGAAGGGUUCUCUGAAAUGGACCACAACUGAUGACCCUUACCACAGCGACUCCGACUGUGAGGAGCAGGACCUGUGCUCCUACAAGCACCACACAGCCAAUGUCCUUCUAAAUGGAACCAAACCACCAGCUUGACGGCCCCGAAGUGUCUUUCAUGCUCCAAAGUGGCUUUGAAAUGACUCUCACAGGAUUAUGAUGGCAUGAAACAUAACCUGUGAAUACAUUUCCAUAACCAGUCGGCCUCAGUUUGACUUUCUGGUACCUUUUCAUGAUAUACAGAUCAGAACAAAACUAAAAAAUCAAUUAGCCCCUUCAAAGUAUUAAAAAGGCUCUAGAGACUGAUUUCAAAAGAUGGCAGUUUCCCAUUAAAUAUAAAAUUCAAUUUAUUUAGAUUACCAGCUUAGAUCUGAUAUGUCUGCUGUGGCAUAGAAAAGUCUAAUUGGUUGGAAGAAACAGGUGAGCACAAAAUCAAUGGAACAUCAGUUGACAACCAUGUUUAAAAAGUUGCACUCUAUACCAAAACAAACUGUGUGUCUUAGUUUCAACUGUUGAAUAUCUCUGUUUACUCUUAGUAGAGUUUUUUUGUGCCUAUUUAUUGGAGUCAACUGUGAACCCUCAGAUUGUUUUUUAUUUAUUUAAUUUUUGCUUGGGAUGUAUGUAUUUACACUGGAAAAUGUGCUUUACCUACACAAUAUAGCGUUGUGGAAGUACAGAAACUCUAUAGUUUUAAAUCAGAAACACAUGCCUGAAAAUGUGGAUCCACCUCAGUUAAAUUAAAUUAGACUGUUUUAGAACUGUAAGUUGAGAGUGAUGAAACUUCCCAUGCAAAUGAUAAAUGGGGAUUGUCCACUAAAAGCAUAAUACAAGCUCUCAAUAAAUGACUCAUGAUGGUA
Molecule: messenger RNA, 3041 nt
Organism: Oryzias melastigma (Indian medaka)
Lineage: Eukaryota; Metazoa; Chordata; Actinopteri; Beloniformes; Adrianichthyidae
Gene: gpat2
Product: glycerol-3-phosphate acyltransferase 2, mitochondrial
Exons: 20
Coding region: 205-2283 (692 amino acids)
Cellular component (GO): mitochondrial membrane
Source: RefSeq, a predicted model, not a curated record